ACAAAUCAAAAUCAUGUAUAUUAAAAUAUCUAGUACCAAAAAAUAAAAUACCAUAGAUUCGAUGUUUUGACUAUAUACUUUUCUCAAAUAAAAAAGUGGGAAAGUUUCUGUCUGAACUUAUCAGUUUAAUUUGCAGACGUCAAAAUUGUUGGUCGUUUGCAACACUAAGAAAUUGAGAAGCAAAGUACUAAUUCACAUUCACAUACAAUACAUAUAAGAACACAACACAGACACAAAACAAACCGAAUCACAUUUUUUGUCCACACCCUUUCAGUCUUUUGUAAGAGAUUCAUCGUUUUCAACGACAAAAAACAUAGGAUCAUUGAUUAAUGUUACUUGGAAAACAUGAAAUUCUGCAAAAAAUACCAAGAAUACAUGCAAGGUCAGCAGCAGAAGAAGCUUCCUGAGGUUGGAUUGAAGAAGCUCAAAAAAAUCUUGAAGAAAUGCCGUAGAGAUUCUUCUCAAUCUCAUAAACCAUCCCAAACAUGUCCCAAUCAAUGCACAGUGUGUGAUGGAACAUUCUUCCCUUCACUUCUCAGUGAAAUGUCUGAGAUAGUUGGUUGCUUUAAUGAACGUGCACAGAAAUUGCUUGAGCUGCAUCUUGCUUCUGGUUUCAAAAAGUACAUUUUAUGGUUCAAAGGAAAAGUUCAUAAAAAUCAUACUGCUCUUAUUCAAGAAGGUGAAGAUCUGGUUACUUAUGCACUCAUAAAUGCCACCGCAAUCCGAAAAAUCCUAAAGAAAUAUGAUAAGAUUCAUUAUUCGAAGCAAGGACAGUUGUUUAAGUCACAGAUUCAGACUAUGCACAAGGAAAUUCUUCAAAGUCCAUGGCUUUGUGAGCUUAUGGCAUUCCACAUUAAUUUAAGAGAAACCAAGGUCGAAUCGAGGAAGGAAACUGCUUUGUUUGAUGAAUGUCGUCUCACAUUUAAGGAUGGAAAACCAUCACUUACUUGUGACCUCUUUGAUUCUAUCAAAAUUGAUCUUGACUUGACUUGUUCUAUAUGCUUGGACACAGUGUUUGAUCCAGUUUCUCUGACUUGCGGUCAUAUAUUCUGUUACAUUUGUGCUUGCUCAGCUGCAUCAGUAUCUAUUGUCGAUGGACUUAAGGCAGCAAAUCCUAAAGAAAAAUGUCCUCUAUGCCGAGAGCGUGCAGUUUAUGAAGGCGCUGUACACUUAGAAGAACUAAAUAUUCUGUUAGGCCGAAGCUGUCAAGAAUACUGGAAACAACGGCUUCAAUCCGAGAGGGUAGAGAGGAUUAAGCAAAUAAAGGAACACUGGGAUUCACAGUGUAGAGGGAUCAUGGGCGUUUAAGAAGAUCAUCAGCUUUGUUAGUUUCUCUGAUAGAGUUUGAGUGCAGGAGUGGUUACAGGCUGAAAAUAUGAAUACACAUUUGUUUAAUUGUCAUUUUGUAUGUUAUUAUAUUAAUUAUAAUUAAUUGUAGUGAAGCUGCUUUCAAACUA
Molecule: messenger RNA, 1457 nt
Organism: Trifolium pratense (red clover)
Lineage: Eukaryota; Viridiplantae; Streptophyta; Magnoliopsida; Fabales; Fabaceae
Product: E3 ubiquitin-protein ligase BAH1
Exons: 6
Coding region: 346-1308 (320 amino acids)
Molecular function (GO): metal ion binding
Source: RefSeq, a predicted model, not a curated record